UUCUUUUUAUUUUUUCAUUGUGUUUCAGUUCUCUGCCCUCGGUGUCCCCCAACUGCAAAAUUUUAAUCCAAUUUUGCAGGCAGAGAACUGAGCCCGAAAUUUCCUCCAAAAAUUUUCCCUUCCAAACGCAAAAAUGAAAUUAGGCGACGUGGAAAAUGACCAAAUUUACCCAAUGAUGAUGGAGAGCCCCCAGCUCCGGUGGGGAUUUAUCCGGAAAGUUUACGCCAUAAUUUCAAUGCAAUUGCUUCUCACCGCCGCCGUCGCCGCCGCCGUCGUCUUCGUCCGCCCCAUUCCGAUAUUCUUCGUCAGAACGACGCCGGGCAUGAUCGCGUACGUCGGAAUCGUCAUCUUCACGUUCAUAGUUUUGUGUCCGUUGUAUGCUUAUCAUAGGAGUCAUCCGUUGAAUUUUAUUUUGCUGACUCUGUUCACCAUUGGAAUUGCGUUUUCUGUUGGAAUCUCCUGCGCUUUCACCAAAGGUGAGAUAAUACUAGAAGCGGCGGCUCUAACAAGCGGAGUUGUGGUGGGCCUGACACUAUACACAUUCUGGGCCGUGAAGCAGGGCCACGAUUUCAGCUUCCUCGACCCAUUUCUCUUCGCGUCUCUCCUCGUGCUGUUCCUAUUCGGGCUGAUCCAGAUACUGUUCCCAUUGGGAAAACUGUCGGUGAUGAUAUACAGCGCGCUGUCGGCGCUACUGUUCUGCGGCUACAUCGUAUACGACACCGACAAUCUCAUCAAACGCUUCAGUUACGACGAUUACAUUUGGGCCGCCGUCACCCUUUAUCUCGAUAUCGUUAAUCUCUUCCUUGCCCUUCUCAACCUUCUCAGAGCUCUCGACUAAAAUCCCGACUACAACUUUUUAUUUUGUGUCUAAUAAUUCUUUAAACUUCCAAUAUAUUUCGGGGUGGAAUAUACUACCCGUUUUUUAGACACCUUACCGUGAAACCAAUAUUUUUGCAAGCUUACUUUUCAAAAAUAGGAAACUAAAAAUAAAAUGGCCCUCGAUUAUUUUUAGUUUAUUUAUUUAU
Messenger RNA from Momordica charantia (bitter melon), 1025 nucleotides. RefSeq names its product protein LIFEGUARD 4-like. The record is from RefSeq and is a predicted model, not a curated record. NCBI's taxonomy places the organism in Eukaryota, Viridiplantae, Streptophyta, Magnoliopsida, Cucurbitales, Cucurbitaceae. Gene Ontology annotation, cellular component: membrane.